GUGAUAUGUUGUUUCAGAAGUUUCUACAAUUCGUAAAAGCGUUUCAGUGAUAUUAAUCAUUGUCAGUAUGUCGUACACUCCGAGGACCAAAAUUUUUGUUGGCCGAUUACCGGAGGUUUGCAAUGCUGAAGAGCUUCGCGCAUUGUUCGAGAAAUAUGGAACUGUGACUGAGUGUGACGUGUUGAACCGUUUUGGGUUUGUUCACAUGUCCACCGCUGAGGAGGCCGAAGAAGCAAUUAAGUGUCUGAAUCAAAUUAAUUUCAAAGGAUCUCGGAUUACCGUGGAACACUCGACUGGGAAACGCGGAUGGCGUAGUCUAGGUGUAGCUAGGGGAAGUGUAUCUCUGCGCUCGCCGAUGAUCGUUCGUUCGCCCGAAUUACUCGACGGUAGAUUUUCGAGUGUUUCUGCCUGCAGGGCCCCGGUUCGUUCUUGGCCUUUUUACGAAAGGCGACUUGACUCGUCGAUGCAAUCCAGUGCGACCGCCGCGUAUUACAAUGAUUCAUAUUUCAGGUAG
Messenger RNA from Notodromas monacha, 514 nucleotides. Lineage: Eukaryota; Metazoa; Arthropoda; Ostracoda; Podocopida; Cyprididae. The record is from the annotation of a GenBank genome assembly.